Messenger RNA from Onychostoma macrolepis, 2400 nucleotides. It is a transcript of the gene tacr3l, whose product is annotated as tachykinin receptor 3-like. NCBI's taxonomy places the organism in Eukaryota, Metazoa, Chordata, Actinopteri, Cypriniformes, Cyprinidae. The coding region runs from base 44 to 1234 and encodes 396 amino acids. Gene Ontology annotation, molecular function: tachykinin receptor activity. The transcript has 5 exons. The record is from RefSeq and is a predicted model, not a curated record. Gene Ontology annotation, biological process: G protein-coupled receptor signaling pathway; positive regulation of flagellated sperm motility. Gene Ontology annotation, cellular component: sperm midpiece; plasma membrane.
UCAUCUCCUAGCUGUUUUAGAAGAAUAUCACAGUAAGGUUAUCAUGGCUGGUCCUCAGAGCGGCUCAAACGUAACGCGUAAUUUCACAAAUCAGUUCGUGCAGCCGCCGUGGCGCGUCGCGAUUUGGUCGGUCGCGUACAGCUCAGUGCUGGCGGUCGCCGUGUUCGGAAACCUCAUCGUUAUUUGGAUCAUUUUGGCCCAUAAACGGAUGCGCACCGUGACCAACUAUUUCUUGCUCAACCUGGCGUUCUCCGACGCCUCGAUGGCCGCCUUCAACACGCUCAUCAACUUCAUUUACGCCACGCACGGAGAGUGGUACUUUGGAGAGGUUUACUGCAAGUUCCACAACUUCUUUCCCGUGACCGCCGUGUUUGCCAGCAUUUACUCCAUGACUGCGAUUGCAGUCGACAGGUACAUGGCCAUAAUUCACCCUCUGAAGCCCCGUCUGUCAGCUACCGCUACUAAAGUGGUGAUUGUCUGUAUUUGGGCCCUGGCGGUGAUUUUGGCCUUCCCGCUGUGUUUCUACUCGACCACGAGAACUAUGCCUCGCAGAACUGUCUGCUACGUCGCCUGGCCGAGACCUUCUGAGGAUUCGUUCAUGUAUCAUAUCAUAGUAACGGUGCUGGUGUACAUGCUGCCCCUAGUGGUCAUGGGUAUCACCUACACCAUAGUCGGGGUGACACUUUGGGGAGGAGAGAUUCCUGGAGAUUCAUCGGACAAUUAUGUUGGACAACUGCGAGCCAAAAGGAAGGUGGUGAAGAUGAUGAUCGUGGUGGUGGUGACCUUUGCCCUCUGCUGGUUGCCCUAUCACAUCUAUUUCAUUGUGACGGGCGUAAACAAGCGUCUGAACAAGUGGAAGUCCAUCCAGCAAGUCUAUCUGUCCGUGUUGUGGUUGGCCAUGAGCUCCACCAUGUACAACCCCAUCAUUUACUGCUGUCUGAAUGGCAGAUUUAGGGCCGGUUUCAAACGGGCCUUCAGGUGGUGUCCCUUCAUCCAGGUAUCCAGCUACGAUGAACUCGAGCUCCGUCCCACCCGUCUCCACCCACGCAACCAGAGCAGCAUGUGCACCCUGUCCCGCAUCGACACCAGCGUCCACGGUGACGACCCACGCCACAGCAACCGCAAGAGCACCAAGUCCCUGCAGUGUCAGGUGGAGGUCAAAGACGAAAGCACAGCAGCGACUAAACUCUGUCUUCACAGAGAGCCCACAUUCGCAACCGAGCAGCUCAGCUGAAGGGCCAGACCAGACGUGCAUCCGAUCGUGGUUCUGUUAGAGGUGCUCCAUUACAGACAUAAAACAAUGUGAAUACAUCCACAGGUGUUGUAUAAAUGCAUACUGUGUAUUUCAGAGUGUACAUUGAAACUAAAUGCACUCAAACCUGCAGCAUGAUGAAGUAAUACUGCCUCCAAGUGGAGAACUGUGAAUGUUUUCAGUGUAGUCUAGCAUACUACUCAAUGCAUGCUGCCUAGAAUAUACUGCAUGCUGCCUUCUUUUUUCUUGAAAUACAAAACAACAUAGUACAUAUGCAAUGAUAAACAUUUAAAACAUGAAAACAUAGUAUGCUGCACUACAGAUUCAUCACCUCAUCAUGUUGCAUGAUUAUCUAAAUACAAAUUUGGCACAUUUGAUUCAGUUUUGUUUUUAAAAAUUGCUUAAGUCUUUCAGAUAAUGCUGAAAUUAUGCUAAAAUUUAUACUUGUGAUUCAUUUAUUUCAGUAGAAUUGGACUGUCGAGUGUGUCCUGCACAUUUUGACAGCCGUUUAUCUUUGUAUCACAUGCACAUUGUGAUAUGGCUUGUUGCCACAGCCAUAUCACCCUGCAUCCCAAGACCGGUUGCUCAUGGAAGCUAAGCAGGGCUGAGCCUGGUCAGUACCUGGAUGGGAGACCUCCUGGGAAAAACUAGGUUGCUGUUGGAAGAGGUGUUAGUGAGGCCAGCAGGAGGUGCUCACCCUGCAGUCUGUGUGGGUCCUAAUGCCCCAGUAUAGUGACGGGGACACUAUACUGUAAAAAAGCACCGUCUUUCGGAUGAGAUGUUAAACCGAGGUCCUGACUCUCUGUGGUCAUUAAAAAUCCCAUGACACUCAUCAUAAAGAGUAGGGGUGUAACCCCGGUGUCCUGGCCAAAUUCCCUCCACUGGCCCUUGUCUAUCAUGGCCUCCUAAUAAUCCCCAUCCACUUGAUUGGCUCUAUCACUCUCUCCUCUCCACCUGUAGCUGGUGUGCGGUGAGCGCACUGGCGCCGUUGUCCUGUGGCUGCCGUCGCAUCAUCCAAGUGGAUGCUGCACACCGGUGGUGGUUGAGAAGAGACCCCCCACAUGAUUGUAAAGCGCUUUGGGUGUAUUGCAAUACACAUUAAAAGCGCUAUAUAAAUGCCUCAUUCAUUCAUUCAUUCAUUCAUUCAC